Messenger RNA from Menidia menidia (Atlantic silverside), 8545 nucleotides. The record is from the annotation of a GenBank genome assembly. Lineage: Eukaryota; Metazoa; Chordata; Actinopteri; Atheriniformes; Atherinopsidae.
CUCUCCCUCCCUGUACAGCUAUGGCAGACUUCCAUGUCCAGCCGGAGUCGGUGCAUGCUGAGGAGUCUGGUGUGGCUCGGUUCCAGUGUCAGAUCCACGGCCUGCCGGAGCCUGUCAUCAGCUGGGAAAAGGACAGCCGUCCCGUGGACACUAAGAAUGAGAGGUUCACGCUGCUUCCAACAGGGGUUCUACAGAUCACAGGAGUUCGUGAGGAAGACAGUGGAAGGUUCUGCUGUGUGGCCCAUAACAGUGCAGGAGUCAAACACAGUGCUGAGGCACUGCUAACAGUCUCAGGCUCUCAGUCAUCUGUUUACAAAGAGCCUGUGAUCCUGGUUGGCCCAGAAAAUCUAACCCUCACUGUUCACCAGACUGCCAUUUUGGAGUGUGUUGCUACAGGAUAUCCUCGGCCCAUUGUGUCUUGGAGCAGACUAGACGGCCGGCCCAUCGGGGUAGAGGGAAUCCAGGUACUUGGCACAGGGAACCUGAUGAUCUCAGACGUUGGUGUGCAGCACUCGGGGGUUUAUGUGUGUGCUGCUAACAAGCCGGGGACCCGCGUGCGUAGAACAGCUCAAGGACGUCUGGUUGUCCAAGUUCCAGCAGAGUUUGUUCAGCCUCCACAGUCCAUCGCCCGACCAGUUGGCACCACCGCUAUCUUCACUUGCCAAGUGCGAGGGGAGCCUGAGCCUCAGCUCACCUGGCUGAAGAACGGGCAGGUUCUGGAGGCAGGGGGCCAUGUCAAACUCAGGAACAACAACAGCACUCUGAUGAUAUACAGCAUCAGUCAGGAUGAUGAGGCCAUCUACCAGUGCAUCGCAGAGAACAGUGCCGGCUCCACCCAGGCCAGCGCCCGCCUCACCGUACUCUGGGCGGACGGACUGCCCGGCGUUCCCACUCACGUGCAGGCCGCGGCCCUCUCGCCAAGCACCAUCCAGGUGUCCUGGAGGGAGCCCGAUCAGAACACUCAGGACAUCAUUGGCUACGUGCUCCACAUCCGCAGGACCUCAGACCCAGUGGAGAUGGAGUACGAGGAGGCGGUCAGUAAGAUGACCCUUCAGCAGGUCAUUCGUGACCUGGAGCCCUCCACCAGUUAUACCUUCUAUGUCAAGGCCUACACAUCCCAUGGAGCCAGCAAGCCAUCAGAAAGUGUCAACGAAAGCACUCACGGGGAGGUUCCCGCUCCUCCUUCCCUCUUCACGAAGGUGUUGAACAGCAGCGUUGUGCAAGUGAUGUGGGAACCCUCCUCUAAGAUGGGCCAGCAUCAGGGCUUCAGGCUCUACUACAGACGAGCACACGCGCCAGUCUUCGUCGGCCCCAUUGUUUUCCCCCGCAACGUCACCCAACACAACAUCACUCAGCUGGAUUCUUCUCUGGUCUAUGAGAUAAAGCUGCUUGCGUACAACCAGCACGGAGAUGGAAAUGCUACCUUGAGAUUCGUUUCACUUCGAGAGGCUCUGGAAAAAUCUGUGCUGGACGGUCCGUGUGACUGUGUGAAAGAUGAACAGAGCAAAACAUCCACUACAGGCAUCAUCAUCGGGAUCCACAUCGGAGUGACCUGCAUUGUCUUCUGUGUGCUCUUCCUGGUCUUCAGCUACCGUGGCAGGCUAAUGAUGUGUAAGACAGUUCAGGCCACCCCCCAGGCAGGGCACAGUGCGGUGCUGGAAUCCUCUUCCUCUUCUCAGGGGGCCUCUGCGCUUAACGGGGCUGCCAGAAGAGAGAUGGAGGUCAAUGGCAGCGCCGCAGGGAAGAAAAUGGUCGACAGCAAUGAGCUCGAGAGACUUUUCACUCAACCCGACACACGAGAUACAAGAAUGUCCGAUUCCUAUAUGAUCAACGACACCCAGCUGUCUUCGAUACCGCUGGACGAAUAUGCAGUUGAGAGGGAGACGCAGUUCCAGGAGCAUCCUGCAGAAGGACCGGCCCAGCAGGGCCAAGGCUAAUCAUGUAUGAAGGCCCGUUCAUACGACACUCUCUAGUGUCUACUUUGACUUUGUCUCACUCAGGUUGAUAAGUGUUUCUUUUCCAAGUAGUAUUUCCUUUGGUGCAAAAAUUGUUUUGUUUUUUAUUGGUAGGUUGAGAGGUUCUGUAGGACCUGUAUGCUGGAGUGUUUAUGGCAGGGAGGUUUUCAGCAAGGCAUACAAAACAAUGUGUGUAUGUACAUGUAUAUAUAUAUGCAUAUACAUAUACAAACACACAUAUAUAUGUACCAGAUUAUGAGUGGUUAGAAAUGAUUAAUCUUGUCUCUACUUUUCUGUGGAUGUCAAAGACUCCUGUUGCCAGUUUUUCAUUUUACUCUUACUCACAGAAGACCUCAGCCUUCUUCCAGGGAUUCAACAUACUCUGUCUCAGGAAUUUGUUUCAGUGAAAUCAUCAUUUUUUUUAUGAGUUCUCGGCCUUCAUACAAGUUCUAGACUUGGCUGUGUAAACCUUACGAUUCAACAAAAACCUACCUCAGCCGGAAUGAAUGUGUCAUGGGAAGCUUAUAUGGACUUGACCUUCCCCUGUGCUCACAAUUACUUUACAUAUGGAGAAACCGUUUGGAUGGAAAACUACAAGAUCAGGUGCUGCUCUACCUCAGAUAUCAAGGACUGUCUCUCCUCUCCUGCUUAUCGUCGUGAAUUGGAAAAACGAGCAUCCAACAUAAAGCACUUCCAAAUGCUGAAAUUAAUGUUCUACCUCAAGAUAACUAUGUUAAUGUUGUCGCUGUUGUUUGUCUGUUUAUUGCAUAAUGAAAACCCUUCCUUCCCUCAUACUUUGUGAAGUCCUGGCUUUCCACUGUUGUUGAAUAUACGAUGUUUGUGGUGUCAGUACCUCAUGCAAGCUGACAGACUGAUAACAUGAUUUGCAGUGUGUUGAGAAUAUGUAAGAAAUAUGCUCUAAGCUUUGUUCCUAGAUAUUAUUUUAUUUUAAAGUCAUUGUAUUUUUUCAUUGUUAGUUAUUUUGUUUAAAUGAAGAGAAUAUUAGAGAUACACUGCAUUGCAAAUCACCUUCCGUGCUGCAUUUGCAGAAUGGGGUGUGAUAUUUAUUACUUAACUGAACAGUAAACACUAAUAUACAAACAUAAUAGAAGCAACUGCUUCUCAGUGGGUGCUUUGAUUCGUGUCUAUGUACAGUAUAUUUGUGUUUUUAUUGAUUGAAUGAAUGUUUUCAUGCAGAUGUUUCAGGAAGAAACCUAAACACAAUUCCCCAGCAGGGCUUUCAAAAUCUGAGACUUUGAGUCUCCCCUAAAAUAGAAUUUGGAAACAAGACACAUACACUCAUAGCAAGUCAAGCUCGAUAACUACACUAUGACCACUGAUGAUACACUCAUAUUUACACUUGAGUAAUAAAGCUCCAGUUUGUUAGCAAAGAAUAAAAGCUGGAAUCAGGAUAGGAUGCAAUGGUAAUAAAACCCACCUGCUAACCUCUGUAACGGCAGUUCAUCAAUACAUCUUGUUUAUUCUCCAGAACACCAAUGCAUAAACCCAGAAAGAUGUUAAAGAUAGAUAUGAGUUUUAUUGAUCUUCUCAUCUUGCUCUGCAUGAGAAUGUGAACGAACAUUUUUGCCAAAAUCUUAAAAAACACAGUAAGAAAUGGGUAUUGAUCUUCAGGCAAGAAAGCUAAGCAAAAAACGUUUGAUGGCAGUGUAUCUCUAACUCUUUUCUGAAUAUGUAUUGCUGCAGUACUUUUGGUCAUUUGUUUUUCUUAUCACAUCACCUGCCUCCUCUUUUAUCAAAGCAGUAGCCUUUUGCAUGUUUAGUGCCCAGUAGAAAAGACAGUUUCCUGUCUUGAUUAUCUACUGUAUCUCUUCCCAAAACCACAGUAGCUGCUCACCCUUCUCCCUCCUGUCAACUAUGACUAGUUAAAGUGCUUCAGAGACAACAAGUUGUACCUGUUAGAAACUGACAACCAUAGACAGAGAGUGGCUGAGGAAGAUAAACGGAUGCUGGGUGGCCGAACAAUCACGGAGCCUCACACUGCGGCUCCCUGUCAUACUGUACAGGAAUUUCUUUGAUGCAUUAUGGUUACCUACCUCAACCCUGUUUUUGGCCUUUCCCUCAGGUCUUAAUGAAGGAAACCACAGAGUGUGAACACAGACAUACUGUAAACCUACAUUUUAAUGGAGGGAGAACUUUUCAGGACCCUUGUGUUGUGCACUAGUUAUUUAAACAGUCCAUGCUUUUUAAUCUAAGUUACAUGUGUCAUUUUUUUAUAUACAUAUACAUCACAAGCUCUCAACUUGAUUUUUUCUCUUCUGAAGUUACAACUCUUCACACAAAAUCCACAAAAUUGGUUUAGUGAUUACUUUACCCAAACCUAUUUAGAUUGCUUCCAUUAGAAGUCAAGAUGGAAAAGAUGGCUCUCGGAUUCAUUUACUGGAACAUUAGAAAGAUGAUUGUUUUCAGCCCAACCAGCACAUCUGUGGCGUUGAAUAGCGUAAUGCCUGGUUGCAUUAAAGCUGACAUAAUCUUUUGUUAUCGGUUUACACAUAAACUAGUAAAGAUGCUAACCCCUGCCUGGUUUACCGACAGGUGACAGGUCUAGUGGGUCAGAUGUGCAACAUAGUUUGAUUGCAAUUGAUUCAGACGAUUUUAAAGAUACUAUUAGUUGCAGCUUAGAGAAUCGUGUUCCAGAUAAGAGUUUAAUGUCUCCUCAUAACAGCUAAUCGCCUCAGAGUUUGAUGUAAGGCAAGCCAGCAUUUACCGUACUUUCUGCACAAUUUCCCUCUUAGUAAUGAUCUUCAUGUUAUGCCUUUUAAAUGUUUAUGUUUAUGCUUAUUUCUCUGCUGAUUCUGGUAUCUAGUUCUUCUAUUUAAAUGUACACUUUAGUGAUAUUAUCAUGUUGGAAGUGUCAGGGUUUUGGGGGGGGGGGGGUGUUAAGUGUCAAAAAGCUGAAAAAACAGCCUCUGACUUAAAUGUCUCCCAUGUGUAAAUUUAUCAAUCACAGAUUUGAUAUGUUAUCUCCGGGGCUGCUGCAGCCUUAAUCAGUGUUUUUUUUUUUUUACCUCUGCUGGGAGUAAUUUCACUCGGGAAUGAAGUGGUGUGUUUUUUCUUCCGUGCUUAGUUCCUCUGUCCCUCGUUGUAAUUUAAGGUUAAUCUCCAGCUGCAGGAAAUCGCUCACCCCUCGUGGAUGUGACAGGUCUGAGUGCCAUACUAUUUAACCUGAACCACUGUGAACGUGGUGUAGUGACGAUCAUGUUUACGGGAUUAGACUUGGAUAGGUCGGGUUGUCACAUUGCCGUAAAAUAUUAGAUCUUGUUUGAUUUAAAGAGGUGCUUAAAGCUGUCAUCACUGAUUGACGGGUGCUGUAACUCCAUCAGCUGAGAGGAUCGUGUGAUUCCUUGGCUGGCGCCGCCGGUGAAAAGCGAGCCUUUGUCUUGUGUGUUUUACAGUCUUCGGAAGUGCUCUAUCAUAAACUCUGCUCUUGUCAGUUGACUCUUCCCCCCUUCGCCUUUUCUUUUGGUGAAUCCAAAUCAUUGGUCAGGGAUUGUGUGCUCAGGGACUCUCUGAACCAAUUAUUAUAUUUGCUCCAAAUUUAUUUGGCCUCAUGGACUUGAUUUUCCCCCUCAAAUUGAACUUGCUCAGACAGAUUUGCCUCACAAAGUGGCCAUUUAUGUAAACAGAAGACAUAUUGGCUGAACAGAACUGUGCCAUUUACCCCUAGUUUACCCCAUAGCACUGGACAUCUGACCACACCCCACCUAAUAGUUCAUCAGUUACUAUGGAGAAAUGUGUGACAACAGUAACAUUCAAAAUUCAAUUUUAAAUGUUUCUUGAGCUUCUGAAUCACCAGAAUCCUUUGUGUUCUGUAUAAAAUAGUAUAUACGCCUGAAUAUAUUUUGCUUUGCAUUGAGUAUCGGACACAAUAAGCCUUUCAAAGAUGUUAGCAUGAGCUUUAGAGAGUCGUGAAAAGUUGUGAUCUUUCACUGUUUUCUGACAUUGUAUAGAGCAAAGAAUCAGUUGACCUAGAACAUGAUAUGUACAUUAAUGUAGGAUGAGGAUUACCGCUGUUUGCUGCUGUAGAUUUGCGCUCAGGUUCUCAUAAAGGAGGCAUCCUACGCUGGUCAUGCACAGGGUUUGUUUCACAUUAAAUAUGCUACCAGAGUAUGGCUCUUACCCUCAUAAUUACUCAUCUGGCUGUGCAACUCUCUCUCUUUUAUUAUGCAUUAACUAAAGACAGGUAAAUAGAAGAAGUUAAAAAGAUGAUAGUUAGUCUAGGUGGACACUUCAUUUAUGUGUUACGUCUGUUUUUGAAGAGGUGACUCAACAAGGACAUUGAGGAGAUCUGAAACAUUGAGAUUCUUUUAACUAUUUAUUUUUCUACCAGCCCACACACAAUACAAUCAGCGCUUUCUUCAAACGUCCUUUACAUUAAUCAAACUGGGGCCAAAUUAUUAUCCUGACACGAUUGUGAACAGCUUAAAAUUCCAAUGAAUUUGGACUCCGGUGUUCUUUGCUGGAACGCAAAUGACUGUCCGCGUCAAAUAAUGCUGAGUUCAAGGUUUUCUAAGUAAUUUAUUGUCAAAUGGUGAUUUAAUGUAAAUGGCCUGUAAUGUUUAAGAUCAGUAUUAUAUUUUACAUAUUUCCUCCAAGAAGGUGGAUUUAAUCCAGUGUAUUUAAAGGUAGUAGGCAGAGAAAAUAUAAAGUAGAUCUGCAUGACAGAAGAAAAUGAAUAAAAAAAACUAAGUAAAAAGCUGACGUGUUAUUUUAGGUCAACUAAAAAGUGUUAGUAAAUCAUUAUUGGACUUGUGAUGGUAACACUGUGAUAUUCUGCCAAAUAAUGGCAAAAUAAUGUUGUGAUCUCAGUAUGGUACUAUUGAUGGUUCUGUCUCACAUUGUCAGUCAAUCUGUUUGAUGGUGUGUAUUGAUGAAAAAAGGUCGAAUUACCUUUUCUGUUGACAGUCUGUCUUGCCCUCUCUGGCGCCUGAUGAUCACCUCAUCCUCAUCCUCUUCCCACCUGGCAUCCUGUGCACAUGAGUGACUCAGGGUGAUGCCUUGUCUGUCCUGUUACCUGUAAAAGCAACACAUUGUCGUCAUUUUCUUUCACAAACCAUCCUCUCUUGAGGAGAAUUUCUGUUUAUAUUGAUUUUGUCAACACAAUUCAGACCCUCCCUCCGUGCAACAGAAAAGCAUGAAAUUGUCUCCCGGAUAGGAUCUGCUCUGCUGGUGAAGCUGACCACCAUGGUUGUCCUUUAAAUUUAGCAUCAAACAUUUAAGUUAGAGACAACUUAGUGGUAAAAAUAUCUCCUCCCGGAGACAUGGGUUGUAAAAUGUCUGUGUGUGGGGAAGCAUCACAGAGCUGCUUCAGUCUGGCACCACCACAGGGAAAGAGAGAAUUUAAAAAUCCCUUACAGGGGGAUUUAUGUCAAUAUCUUGUCGACAUAUCAAAACACGUAGGCGUAAGAAUGUUUGACCUGCUCGUGCCCCAGUGCGGCUGUGGUUUGCCACAAGAAUUUAUCUCAUAUGCAUAAAAUCGAAAAAACUUAUGUGGUUAGUUUUAAUCGUUAAAGCUGCAAACUGAACUUUAGUUGUAUUGAUUAUAGGAUUUAAACUUCUCACAUAUUGUUUGUAACUCCAGAAUUGAUUACCAACUCCAAAACCAGCAGACUCUGUUCCUGACAUAGAAUCCUACUAAUUUUUUUAUGAUUUAUCAAAAAACAAGUUAUGGAAAAGUUUUAUGUAAUUUAUUAAGUGCUUAAUGUUCCAAAACCAAUCUGAUCCAUGAAGAUAGAUUUAAUUUGCCAGAGACAUUAAACAGACUUUAUUAGAAUUGGAUUUGUACCGUGGAUGUAUUUAAUCUUUUCUUCUCACUGAAACAUCAACAGUAUGUUUCUUAAUGACAUUCCAGAAACUAUCAGUGGAAAACAUCAAUAAAUUUCCUCUUGAAUGCAUCACUGUCUUCUCUAUUAGGUUAUUCUUGCUUUAGCUUGUGCUGGUUCCAGGCAUUAAAUGGUUUCAUCUAUGCAGUUUUAUUUUUAAGGUCCUGCAGGGUUCACAUGUAGUGCCAACCUCAUGAUAAAAUUUCAUAUUUCCACUUGUGUAGAGUUUUUCUCUGAGCAUCUGGCUGACUGUUUUAGGAGGAAUAAAGGGAGCACAAUAUUUUUAACUCAUAAUCAUUCAUAAGGGCGUUUGUAUGUCUGUCAGUUUUUUUCUGUCUGUCAGUCGGGUUUCAUGUCUGUCUGCUGAGGUCACUGCCAAUAUCCUCUUUUCACACCUACAGUUUUAUUCAGGUCAGCAUGAGUGUUCUCAGAGCAUUUUCAGGGAUCACUGCUGUAUGUGUCUGCAAAGUUUUGCUGUUUUUUCACUCUCUCUAGACCAGGGUGUCAAAAUGAUUGAUUAUAAAUCUCUAUACAUAUCCACAUAUACUAUAUGUACUGUAUGUGUGUAUGUAUAUGUGUAAAAAAUAGACCAUUUUUAGUGGUUUGUAUUGUUUUAGGGUUCUUUGUGCAACACUGAUUGAAAGUUUGAAAAAAACAAAAAAACAAUAACAGUGAUAAUAAACUAGCUCUAGUGAUAAACCGAAAUGGGUCUUUGUUUUCUGUGUUUCUGUGUGUGUGAGUGUGUGUGUG